AUGGCGCAGCCAGGGGUGGCCGAGGUGAACGGGCCUACCACCCACGACUCCGUCAAGGUUGAGCAUCAGCCUUCGCCCGCGAUCCAAUCUCUAGAAGCCCAGCAACACGCCCAGCAACACGCCCAGCAGCCCGCCGACAUGUCCAUCGCCGUCGCCAGCAAGCGAAAACGCGACGAUGAAACUGAUGCCGGACAAACCGCGCAGGGCGAGAGGCCGACUUCCAAUGGAACGCCAGCCAUCAACGGCUCUUCCGCACCCGCCCUAAAACACACCAAGGCGGAGAUCGAGACCUUUCUAAAGCUUCUCCAAAGCCUUUACACAACCUGUCCCCUCGGUGGACGGCGCUCCACCUGCAAAGCGCGCAAGGUCCGAAGAUGCGACAAGCCCCCGCCAGAAACCAUCGCCGAGAGGGUCACUCAAGGAGUGUAUGCGAAUAUUCAAGAGCUGGCGAAUGAUUUGACGGCGAUCACUCGCUCGCGCCUCACAAGUUCCCUUCCCCUCGAGCAGACCCAGGCCGUGUUUACUCUGCAUAACCAAUGCCGCAAAUACUGCAAGCUUGAGAUCGCAUACCCUCACGCGAAGCCAAUCACCUCGCCCACUCCGACGAAACAGAAUCUGCUUGCGGUCACUGUUCCCGGUCGAAAUGAGGAGCCCAUCACGCUCUUCGCAAGCCCUCUCACGACCAAAGACGUAUUGGACAGGACGGAAACGCUCGCGCACAAGCUUCCAUCCGGCAUCAAGUCAACCGUCAUGAUCUCGGGCGGGGAUGGUGUCGAGAAGAAGCUGCCCGUUAAAGUACCCAAGACACUUGGCGAAACCCUUCCUGCACCCAAGAACCGCCUUCCUCUUAUGCCCACAGCCGCGAAACAGGCACAGGCGAAGCCCAACGCCAAAGAGAACGUGCUUGGCUUCCAGCAACCGAAACCUCACAAUCCUUGGACGAAGUGGUCGAAUGCAUACCCUAAUCAGGUCUUGUCUGUCGGCCACUACCUCGAUUAUACAAAGGCUACCGUCGAAUCACCUAUCAAAACUAAGCAGAGAGAGCGAGCACAGAGCCUGGCUGGCCACAAGCCAUCAUCAACAGAACUGGAAAUGUCGGAAAUGGAGUCCCUUUUCCGGACUGCCUUUCAAGUUUCUCCCCGUCCCGCGAUGACUCGGGUGCCGUUGUUCCAUCAACUCUCGCCGGUCGUAUCUGGUGGCAGCAAAAGGGACAGAUGGCGCGCCAGACUCGACGGAAGAGGGGAGACUAUUGAUAAGGCGAUUGAGGCGAAACCUGUGGAAAUCGAGAUUGAUCCGGCUCUCAUCGAAACUGUGAUCACGGAGUUGGGCGACGAUGCAAAGAUGACUGUGUUUGAGCCACCACCGGCCACCGUGAAGACCGCCGCUGACCAGGACGUGGACGAUUUGCUUGAAGAGGUGCAUGAUCUGAUUCUCACCCUUUCCUCGUUCCAGCACAUCCGCAACAUCACCAAGUCUGUUACUUCCACCAACAGGCUGGCUGUAGGUGAGACAGAUAUGCUUACCAACAGCCAACUGCCUUCGCCGUCCGAGGAUGAGCUCGCCACCUAUGAGACGCUCAAGACCCUGCUGCAAUCCAUCAUUCGGAGCCUACCACCUUACGCCGUUGCGAAGCUGCAGGGAGACCAGCUGAAUGACUUGCUCGUGAGCACAAGGGUCCCCAUCGAGCUCGAAGAGUACAACGGUAUCAUGGCGGAGGAUGAGGCCGCGGCCCAGGAACGUUUGAGGCUGGAAGUCCAGCAUAAGAUGCAGCAACAACAGCAGCAACAACAAAAGAUGCAGCAGGCCGCCAACACGAACGCUGCCUCGCGCGCAUCCGCGCAUCGUGCUCACAAUGCGACGCCAUAUAACGCUAAUCAGUACCACCCUGGCAAUCCCGCUCAGUACACGCCUCACCCGCAAGCCAGGACCCCCGUUCCCCAGACUCACUAUUACAGGUCCGUAUCGAGCCAGCCGGUCCCCUCGCCUCAGGCCCAACCGCCUCGGCCCAUUCCUCCCCAACAGUCGCCCUCGCAGCACCACAUUCAGCCGCAAAGGGCCAUAAGCCAGCAGUAUCGAGCCAAUGGCUACACUGCGCCAUUUGCUCCUCAGCUAGCUAAGACCCAGACGCCGUACGGCCAUCAAGGCAUGCAGCACCACACCCCGAACCAGCGGCCGCAGCCCUCCCUGCACCCUAUGCUGCCGCACCCCAGCAUCGAAGCCCAAGUGCGACGUCCAGCAGGCGCCGCCGCAGCGCUAUGGCACCCUGUUCAGCACCAGAUGCAAAACGUACACAGGUCCCCGAUGCCUCGGGCUGCGAGCGUUUCGGGAACGCCGCAUAUGCCUAGUGGUGUUAGCACCGCCCCUGGACUCACUGGAUACCACACAGUAAUGACGGACAGCCAACAGCAGCGCAUGCUGGAGCAAGCGCGCGCGGCGGCUAGGGAUGGAAACAGCGGAUACAAUUCGCCCGUGUCCGGUCUCGCCGGAAUUGGGCUAGGUGUUGGGCAGACAAUGAACCGCUCACCGGCCCCCGUUCCUGCGCGCCCCAACAUGCCGGGUGUGCUUCAGCAGGUGCCCCCGUGCAGCAUAGGAUCAUGA
Molecule: messenger RNA, 2598 nt
Organism: Parascedosporium putredinis
Lineage: Eukaryota; Fungi; Ascomycota; Sordariomycetes; Microascales; Microascaceae
Source: the annotation of a GenBank genome assembly